Molecule: messenger RNA, 1930 nt
Organism: Trypanosoma cruzi
Lineage: Eukaryota; Euglenozoa; Kinetoplastea; Trypanosomatida; Trypanosomatidae
Product: U5 small nuclear ribonucleoprotein component, putative
Exons: 1
Biological process (GO): mRNA splicing, via spliceosome
Cellular component (GO): cytosol; U2-type catalytic step 2 spliceosome; U4/U6 x U5 tri-snRNP complex
Molecular function (GO): U5 snRNA binding; GTP binding; GTPase activity
Source: RefSeq, a predicted model, not a curated record
AUGGAUUUUGGGUACGAUGAGCAGGGCAACCGGCUGAAUCAUAAUGACAGCAGCAGCAACUACGAUGACAGCGACCGUGAGGUUGCUUCUGUAAGCGAUGACGAUGCUUGGAAGCGGGCGGGAGGCGGCAGUGGCGAUGAUGAUGACGACGAUGACGAUGACGAUAGUUCCCUGCGGCAACGUCAUGGGAGGUCAAAUGGAGGUGGAACAGAUGAUUCAAGCAGUUCCUUCAGUGAAGACGUUGAGCUCAUCAUUGGCGAGGCUGGAAAUCAAUCCAUUGCUGAACCGCUUGUAGAUGAAAAAGACGUUGUUUCGUAUUUUCGUGCGGAUGGAGCGCGCGGUAAGUUCCUUGUUGAGGACCGGCGUGCGGCACCGCUGCUCAUUCAAGAUACACACGCGGCACCAUCUUCGGAACGUGAAUUUUUAGAUCUCCUGCGCGGCAUCCCUUCGCGGCAACGCAACGUGGCACUUGUUGGUCACCUGCACCAUGGAAAGACUUCUCUGCUCACUAUGCUUCUUGGGGGCCGUGCGUACCGUCAGCGUGAGGACGAGGUGGAGCGCAAAAUUUCUCUUAAAAGCAGUGUUGUGACGGAGGUGGUGUCGGGGGCACACUACCAGCAGGCCUCUCACCUCGUCAGUUUCUGUGACACACCUGGUCAUCCCGACUUUGUGGCGGAGACGGCAGCAGCCCUGCGCUUGGCAGACGCCGCAAUAUUUUGUGUCGACGCGGUUGAGUCCAUAACACGCAACGCUAUCCGACUUUUGCGACAGACGGUGCUGCAGGAGAAUCUCCCAGUGAUGCUUGUCAUCACGAAGGUCGAUCGUCUCAUCAUGGAUCUCAAGCUGCCGCCUCUGGACGCCUAUCGCAAGUUGCGGACGGUGGUGGAUGCUGUCAACAACGAGAUUGCUGGCUUUGGUUCCCCGUUUCUUGUUUCUCCACAGAACGGCACCGUUUGUUUCGCGUCGUCAAGACUUGGGUUUUGCUUUACGACGGAGACCUUUGCACUGAAGUACAGCCGUGAGUACCCUUCCGUUGAUCCGGUCGCACUGUCGCAGCAGCUUUGGGGACAAGUUGCCUUUGAGAAGGGGCAAUUUGUGAAGAUCACAAACUUCACACAGAGACCCGCGUUUGUCACGCUGAUUCUUGAGCCGCUGUACAAAAUUGUCGCCCAUGCCCUGACCGGCAAAGGGCACGAAGUCCUUAGCAGCCGUCUCCAUCCCCACCCACGGGAUCCUGUCGCUGCAGCACGAGAGGCCGUACAACUCUUUUUUGGCGACGCCGCCACAGAAGGCAUUGACGCGCUUCUCAAUGUAAUGCCAAAGGCUGAUGUGCGCCUGAACUGGCUUCGGCUGCGUUAUGGGCUCACAUGUGAGACGCAAAAUUCGGUGCUUGCCAUUGCACCGCUGCUGCGUUCGCAAAAUAAUGGAGAGGAUAAUUUUGCAAUUGUUCGUGUACUGCAUGGUGUUCUAAAACGAAGCAUGAAAUUGGUUGUUGUGGAUGAACACUCCAGCGACGCUGAGCCCUUCUACACCUUUGUUGUGAAGGAGCUGCUUUUGAAGAUGUUAAAUGGACUUGUUGAAGUAGAUGCCGCGCACGCAGGUCAGGUGGUUUUUCUUACUGGUUUUGGUACACGACCAGGGAGUCAUCUUGUUCUCGUUGGUGGUGCCAUCGCUGAUCCCUUUUUGAUGGAAGAUGACGCGGCUGACGUGGGAGACACCGCAUCAGGAGAUUGGCUUGACGAUGUGCGGGUGUAUCCCCUCAAAUGUGGAGACCCCAUGGUGCAUGUUGGGGUGGAGCUGAAGGAUCCCAAAAAGAGUGCACAGCUGCAGCGUGGUCUUCAGAUCCUAUUGCGGACAACACCCGGACUUGAUGCACACAAGGAAGAGACAGGGGAAUUUACUCUUACUGGGUAUGGAGAAUUGCAUCUGA